AUGGCUGGUGGCAGUGAGGACAAGAAUCUGGAUGCUGCAAAGAAGUUCAUCGCUGACUAUGAUCCGCGUUUAACACUAGACGCAUAUAUCAAUUCAUAUUAUCAAGUUGUGAGGAGAAAAUUUUCCGUAAUUGAACUAGAGACAUUCAUGGAUCCCCAGAAUGCGGAGGAAACAAUAAAACGUGAAAUCCUCAGACUUGAACACUUGUAUCAAAGUAAAUGGGCGAAGGAAUUUCUUGAGGCCAUCAAUGCAGCAGAUAAGAACCUCGUGAAUGUUUAUACUGAUGAAUACAAGAAGGCAUUGGAAGAAGACAAUGCUUUUCAGUACAAACUCCAUGCCCAUCGGGGAUCAUACAAUGAAUUGAAAACGCAUAUUUCAAGUAAAUGGGAACACCGGAAAAAUCUCGAUAUUGCUGAAGGUAAAUUUUUUGCGAAGAUAUCAGGAAAUUUGAAGAAAGACAAAGUUCAAAUUGAAAUGACAAAGAAGGAUUUGAUGGAAGCGAAGGAAGCAGUGAAGACAUUCAAAGCUCACAUUAAGCAGCUGGAAACGGAAGCAGUCAAAGCGACUGUAGCAUACAGAAAAUCGCCAGGUUAUUUGCGAAGAAUGAACAAGGAGACAUCCACAAGUGACUCACCAAACGAUGUUGAAAUUACGAAAGUGUAUCAGAAGGCUCGUCAUGAUUUUGAAGACGCCAUAGAGGAACUGAAGGACAAAAUAAAACUAUUGGAAAUGAAGAGGAUUGAAUAUUCAAAGUUUCAAACCCCGGAAGAUAGAAUAAACUGGCUCCUGGCUGAAAUGAAGGAAGAUGCCGUGCAGUAUUAUUGA
This is a messenger RNA of Trichobilharzia regenti, 825 nucleotides long. The record is from the annotation of a GenBank genome assembly. Lineage: Eukaryota; Metazoa; Platyhelminthes; Trematoda; Strigeidida; Schistosomatidae.